UACACUAGCCGGUAGCCAGUAUUCUCAUGAUCAUCCAUUUUGUUAUUAUUACCAUCAAUAUGUCUUUUUCACGAAAUUUUUACGUUUUCUAAUUUUCUCGUAGAAGGUCUCGUUUCUUGACAACUGAUCUCUCGCAUCGGAGCCGCCGCGUGCAUUCGGCACUCUUAAGUGCUUCUGUCGACCUUGAUUACCGCUUGGACACUUAAGGUUACACCGGUAACAUCAGUCCAAUUUCGUCCGGAUAAUACGGCUGCCGCGGGACCGCGUCCUCAUAAUGGCCGGUCGGACAGGGUCACUGACAAUACUGUCUGCUAUCCUUAUCCAAUGGUAUGGGAGGGCAGCAGGGCAACUUGGUUUUCAGAUUGGGAAUAAUGGCGGUCCGAUGCGGAGUGACCGCUCAUACGGUGAUCCCGGCAUAUCCACAGGAUAUAAGAGCUCAGUGGCAGCAAAUCCCUUUAUGAAUUAUCCUAAUACGGAUCAAAUGAAUUUUAAUCUUCCUGGAGCGCCUCUGCCUCCCGAACCUCCCGCGUUGGGCGGUGGAGGCAGCUACAUGCCCUCCGUAUUCGGAUCAAAUCCCAUGAGCGGAUACGGUGGCUACGGAGGUGGCGAUUCGUACAACAGCGGAGGUUACGGCAACAACGGUAUGAACGGAUGGGGCAAUAGCGGCGGAAAUAAUUAUGCCCAAGGCAACCAAGCCAACAGCUAUCAAUCGCAAAAUCAAGGCUCAUCGACAUCGUACGGCACUGGAUCCAACGGUGCCAACACGAAGCAGAACAACAAGCAGCCACCAGCGCCCAGCAACACCGCCAACAAAGAGGCCGCCAAACCGAAUCCCGUGCCGGCCGCCAUCUCAGCGAAACCGAAAGACUGCAACCCGGAAAACCUGCCCAAUGUACAGGGCGUGUGCGUGCUGCGGAAUCAGAUUCAACGAAAGUGUAAAAAUUUGCAACAGGGUAUUUCUCUGGAUUGUUCCGGUAAAGAGCUGUGCUGUUACAACCCGGACAAUGUGGUUACCACCAGCGCCCCGCCCACGGCGGCCGUUACCACUCCGCCCAUUUCACGCUUGUCGGCGCUGGGCCAGACAGCGGAGAACGGCGAUCUGGUUGACCGAUUCUGUAUUCCGGAUGCCAAUACGAAUAUUCCCGACGGAAUUUGCGUGGCGGCGUCGGAAGUGUCCAAUCGGUGCAGUGCGAAAAUGUCCACAUCCACCAAUUGUAAUCCCGGUGAAAGCUGCUGUUACAGUGAUACCACAUCUAAGCAGGCUGUCGGUUCCAGUAGCUAUAAUAAUUACUACACCGUUAUGACAAUGGGCACCACGACCAGUAGUUCCACAUCCACGGCCAGUAAUACGCGCCUGUGCAGUCCGGGCAGCUAUCCGACCAUCACCAACGGCGUCUGCACACCAUCCUCCCAGAUCGCCCAGAGCUGUAAGGGCAAACAGAUUUCCCCGUCGAUUGACUGCCAGAAUAAUCAGUACUGCUGUUUUGUCGCCGAUUCACCGAACGGUGGGCUCAAUUUACCGGCCGGCUCAUGUUCACCGGCUAGUAAUCCGGUUAUCGCCAAUGGUGCUUGCGUGGAAUCGAAUAGCAUCGCCAGACAAUGCCCAGGAAUGCUGGUGUCCACAUCGCUGAAUUGCCAGGCCACCCAAUUGUGCUGUUUCAUUAUGCCGGCAACAGUGCCGACAACGAGCACCACCACGACCACUCGUGCUCCAACGACGACAACGACCACCACACCUGCCGUGGUAACGGGACCGGCAUCAACAACCACACCACGACCGGGGGUGACAACAACAACAACAGCCGGAAGUGGAAGCGGCUCGACGGGUGCCGGAGGUGCAACGGGAACGAGUGGUCCGAUUGGUGGGCAGACUACCCCGACUACCGGUCCGAUCGGAGGCCAGACUACUACGCCGUCAGGAAUAGCCACCACUUCGUCCAGCGGGCAGGGUGGAAGCACAGCGGCUCCUGUGGUCAUUUGCCGACCGGGACGACCGCCUUCGGGUCUGCCGAACGGAACUUGUGUGCAUCGCACUCAGAUUGCAUCACAAUGCAAGGGAAUCCAAAUCGAUUAUUCCCUGGACUGCGGUUUUAGCCAGUAUUGUUGUUAUUCGCAUGGCAAUGGCCCUGUUGAUAUGGGCCAGAUCCCGGCAACCAUCGCGCCUGGCUCUUGCACUCCGGAUUCGAAUCGGGCCGUCAACAACGGGUUCUGUGUAGACAAUAAUCAGUUAUCAUCGCGAUGCGCAGGUAUCGAAGCCUCGACGUCACCCAACUGUGCAACGACACAGUAUUGUUGUUACUCGGGCACCGGUCUACCGGAUUUAACUACUGUGGCGACGCCGACAACCAUGACCUUAGGAUCUACAUCUUACACUAUUUACACGACACCGUCGUCGGGAACUACGGGAGCAACGGGAACAGUGGCCACAAACACACCGAGCACGGUGACUCCGUAUACCGUUACGCCAACGGGAACGUCAUCAACAGGAAGCACCACCACCAGUUCAACUACGGGACAGGCCUGCGCUCCGCAGAUGUACCGCAACUUGCCAGUUACCGGCAAAUGUGUGUCGAUUUGGAAUCUGAACCCGCAAUGCGCCGGCAUGCAAGCCUCCCCGUCUCUGAACUGCAGUAACGGAGAAUACUGUUGCUUCUCCAAUCCAGUAGCGCCACCAUUAACAUACGUGUCGGGUGGCGGCGGUACGUGCACGCCAGAACUAAUGCCCACGAUCACAAACGGCAUGUGCACAGAAACCUCGCUGCUGCCGACGGAAUGUGCCGCCCACGAAGUCGGCACGUCCCUGCAGUGCGAUAGUGGUCAACUGUGCUGCUACCUGAUCGAAACUCAAGGAAACACCGUUAUACCUGGUAGCACCACGUCACCGUCAACACCUGGUGGCGGAGGAUCGACGCCCACUUCGACCGGAGUUACGACACCAUCAUCAGGGUCAACAAAUACACCAUCUACCGGCACAACACCGAGCAGCGGAACGGUGCCUAAUUCGGGUACCACCACAGCUGCUUACCAGCCUACCCAAGCUACGGGUGUAACUGUUACUAGCGUUACGGGAGUAACCGAUGUAACUGGCGUAACAGGAGUGACCAGCGUAACAGGAGUGACCGGCGUAACAGGGGUGACCGGCAUAACUGGAGUCACAGGGGUAACCAGCGUAACCGUUACCCCUACCCCAACACCCGGAUUCUGUUCACCCCAGGGUUACCCUAACGUUACCAACGGAAACUGUCUGUCCGUGUUCAAUUUAGCCAGUGGAUGUGCAGGGAAACAAGCCGCACCGUCACUCAACUGUGGUUUGUAUGAGUACUGCUGUUUCAGUAAUCCCGUUGUACCACCAACUCGACCAACACCUCCCACCGGCACCUGCACCCCGGACAUCAAUCCCACUAUGAAUGGUCUGUGCGUGGAGAGCUCCGACAUCUCCGUGCAGUGCGAUGGGAACGAUAUCUCGUGGUCAUUGGACUGUUCGCUGAGUCAACUGUGUUGCUUCAAUCCCAGCGGAGAAACCUUUAGCACCCAGUCUACCGUAUCCACCAUCAGCACUGGACCCACAAGUCCAUAUACCACCCAAACGUCCGUAACACCUUUGAUCACUUCGACGGGCACGGCUUCAACCGGCACCACUACCACCCAGUCGACAUCAUCGUCGACCGUCGCCAGUGGUAACGGAAGCGGAAACACUUGCGUACCCGAUGGAAAUCCCGGCGCUCAAGGUACUUGUUGGAGCAGCUCGGCAAUGUCGCAGUACUGCAGCAACCAGCAAAUGUCAGCGUCCAGUGACUGUCUCAGCGGUGAAUUCUGCUGCUUCAUGCCGGGCACUAGCACGACCAGCACUAGCACCACAACGCCCACUACAACGACCACCAGACCUACAACGACGACUAGCACGACCACGCCCACUACCACCACCACAACAACAACGCCCACAACUACAACCACCACUAGCACAACAACAACCCGGACAACCACACCAACAACAACUACAUCCACGACGACCACGUCCACUACAACGCCGACGACGACGCGAACGACCACCACACCCACAACUACCACCUCUACCACCACAACGCCUACGACCACCACCUACACAACGCCGACCACAACCCGAACAACGACACCAGCAACGGUGUUGACAACCACCCCGUAUAGCAGUGGCUACCCGGUUUAUAGCAACAUGACCAACAAGGUGCUGCUAACCAGUCUGAACAGCGUGGGCGGUUGUAGUCCACAAACCGCGCCCUGGGUGUCAAAUGGACGCUGCGUCAACGUUAAACGGCUGACCUCUGACUGCAGAGGUCAGCGCAUUGCCAAAUCACUGAACUGUCCGUCCAGCGAACAUUUCUGCUGCUUUGUCGAUGCUCAGUCUGUUGACGGAUCAAACCCUCCACCACAACGGGAAUCCUUACCACAGACUGGAGGUUGUACACCGGUGACCGAACCAUCGGUGACGAAUGGCGCUUGUGUGCACACUUCACUGCUCGCCAGCCGGUGUCGUGCACAGCGCAUCUCCCGGUCCGACUCUUGCCAGAAGUCCGAGCUGUGCUGUUUCGUUACACCAAGCGAAGGGUCACCAGAUCAAGCGAAGGUCACAUCACCCAAAGAAACAUUCGUGAAUCAGCCAGAUCAAAAUAACGUCAUCGUGGCUCCGCCGAAGGAGACUCCAUUCGGUGUGAAACUCUGCUCGCCUUCAACGUCACCGUCGGUAACCAACGGCAUCUGCACUGUAGCUAACCGAUUGCAAACCCAUUGUGUCGGAAUGGUGUUUGCCAAAUCAAGCGCAUGCAGCGUCAAUGAGUUCUGCUGCUUUAACCGUCCGACUGAAAAGGAAGUUCCAGCAGCCUCGUGUACACCAAACACCCAACCCCUAAUUAACAACGGCGCGUGUAUCGCCUUUGACCAACUGACUAGUCGAUGCCGCGGCAUGACCUUUUCAAAAUCUGCCGACUGUGCUGCUCAGCAGUUUUGCUGCUUCAACUCGGACACCAACAAACAAGCCAACGACCAAAACCGGCUCGGUUCUUCGGAAUCCUGUAGUCCCAAGAGUGCCCCCGAAAUUACCAACGGCCGCUGUGUUGCGACCAACUUAUUAACAUCCCAGUGUCGCGGAAUGCGAUUGUCCAAAUCCGAUAAUUGUCCUCAGAACCAGUUCUGCUGCUUUUCCACUCAACCUCAAAUUAUUACAGCGCCGAAACAGGAAAUUUCGGUUACGUCAUGCACGCCCAAUACCCAGCCGGACAUUCAUGACGGUUUCUGUGCCGAGCUGAAUCAGCUUAGCACCCGCUGUCGUUCCAAGACGUUUGCAAAAUCUUCCAGUUGCCCAUCUAACCAAUUCUGCUGUUUCAACGCAGUAUCAACGGCUGAUGUAGGGAACAAAGCAGGUGAAAAUGGGCAAUGCACACCGCGCAGCCAACCACAGCUUGUUAACGGCGGUGUCUGCGUGGACCAAUCGAUGGUGGUUAACCAGUGCCGAGGUCAACGGUUGUCGCAGUCUGCCGACUGCGGUCAAAGCCAGUUUUGUUGUUUCAAUCCGAACGCUAUCCAACAGCCACCAUCACCACCAACAAAACAAGUUAUCCAGAGCGCCACCUGCACACCUUUAACGGAGCCCAGCAUCCACGAUGGAAAGUGCACCGAUCGCAGCAUGCUUAUCGCCUCCUGCACUGGGCAGAGGUUUGCCAAGUCAAACGACUGUCCUGGCACUCAAUUCUGCUGUUUCUCUUUGCCAUCACCCGAUGAAGCAGAAAAGAUAUCUUCCGGUGGCAAGUGUACUCCGGCCAGUGAACCAAGCGUGAAAGAUGGCACUUGUCUCACUCUCAACCAACUGACCACUUCGUGUCAAGGCGGACGACUGUCCAAAUCGGCCGACUGUGGAAUGAAUCAGUUCUGUUGUUUCCAGGCCAGCGCGGCCCAGGUGACACAACCGCAAGAAGUUAAAAAAAUAAAGCCGGACAGCGGCUCCGCCUGUCGACCGGCAACCAAUCCUGACGUAAGCAACGGAUUCUGCUUGAAUGCCAACCAGUUUUCUUCCAACUGUUCGGGAGGAUUCUUGUCGAAAUCCAGCGACUGUGACAACGGACAAUUCUGCUGCUUCAAUCGUCCACAAGAGGCUCAGCCGACAGCUGCGCCAGUAAUUCAAGAGGUCAAGAAGGUCUCCGUUGACGUCCAUAAUUGCCGACCUUCUUCGAAUCCAGAAGUAAUAAACGGCGUGUGUUUGGCGCCCAACCAACUGACUGCUGAGUGUGCUGGUGGCGCUUUCUCCAAAUCUGGCGACUGUGAACGAGGACAGUUUUGCUGCUUCCGACGACCUAACAAGCUCAUAGUCGAAGUUAUGAAUCGUCCUCGUGAACUCUGCGUACCAGACUCCGAUCCCACCGGUUCCGGCGAAUGUGUGGACAAAGGUCAACUGGUGGACCGCUGCCAAGCCCGUCGCAUGGCCCGCUCGAAACAGUGUGGUCCCAACCAGUUCUGUUGCUUCGAUUUGGACGCGAACGAAUCAAAGGUCAAACAGAUGCCGUCGGGAAGCUGCACACCCAUGACCGAUCCCACUGUGACGAAUGGAGUAUGCCUCAACCGCGUCCAACUGACCACUGCAUGCGGUGGUAACCGGUUUGCCAAAUCCGUUCAGUGCCGUGGUGACCAGUACUGCUGCUUCCCGCAAGCUAGCAAUAUCACCGUCCAGGAGACCUCUCUGAGCCAGGUGAACAGUCGCUGCAGCCCAAAUUCCGAUCCAUCGGUCACCAACGGCGCUUGCGUAGAACUGACUCAGCUCAGUCAGCAAUGCGGAAACCGCCGUCUGUCCAAGUCGAACGACUGCGGCGCGAAUCAGUUCUGCUGCUUUGACCUGCCCAAUCAGGAUGUGAAAGAGCAACCGAGCCCCGCAGCAACACCAUGCACGCCGAACAGUGACCCGUCAAUUAAUAACGGCGUUUGUCUAGCUCGCAGUCAACUGAUGACCCAGUGUCAAGGUCAGCUGGCCUCCAAAUCGGUGCAGUGUGCAUCCGAUCAGUUCUGCUGUUUCUCACGCGAUUCAACGGCAUCCAAGAAGUCCGUUCUAGCCGGCUUGGCGUCGUGCAGUCCAUUAAGCGAUCCAGCCAUUACGAACGGUGUCUGCCUAAAUAUCCGCGAAGUUUCACAGCAAUGCGUCAAUAAAUUCACGGCAAAAUCAAACGAUUGUGGUACAGACCAGUGGUGCUGCUUUGACCGAACAACUGACAAGCAGUCGGCAGGAAAUCCCGCACCUGCAACGUGUACUCCUUCCACCGAUCCGACGGUUACGAAUGGUGUCUGCCUGAAUCUGCGUGACAUAUCGCUGCAGUGCGUUAACAAACUUACCGCAAAAUCCAGUAACUGUGCUGCAGAUCAGUUCUGCUGUUUUGACCAGCCAAGUGGUACCGGUAACCAGGCGUCCGGAAUUACAUUUACGCCCAACACACCUUUGCCCCCCAACACGCCUUCACCUCAGUCACCAACCAGUACUACGCAACCUCCAAAUACUGCCACAAACACUCCAGUGCCUCCCACACAAUCACCAACAUCACCGCCGAUUUCCGCUCUGCAGUCAUGCAGUCCAUCAACCGACCCCACCAUCACAAACGGUGCCUGCAUGACCCUCCGACAAAUCGCCCAGAACUGCGCCAAUAUGCUGACCACGUCGUCGAAAGACUGCGCAUCCGGUCAAUUUUGCUGUUUCGCCCCAUCUGGAACCAAGAGUGCGCUGAACCUCAACAAACUGGGAAUGGAUACCGGCUGUAGUCCGGCCAAUGAUCCAACCGUUAACGGGUCAUGCAUGACCGUCCGCGAGAUGGCUACCCAGUGCGUGAACAAACCAGCAGCAAAAUCGAGCGAUUGCGCGCAAGGCCAGUUCUGCUGCUUCGAUCAACGCGAUAUGAGCGCAGUGCCUCCGUCAGGAACGAAAUCCUGCAGUCCGUCAACCGAUCCCACAAUAACCAACGGCACUUGCUUAAUCCUCAAAGAUAUUGCAAAGAAGUGCCAAAACAUGCUGACGACAUCGUCCACAGAUUGCCCGACCAGCCAGUUUUGCUGUUUCGCUCCAACCACAGCCGGAAAGAGCGCCCAAAAACCAGACAAAGUUGCAGUUACUAAAGGCUGCACCCCGCUGAGUGAGCCAGACAUCCACAACGGUGUGUGCCUGAAUCUCAAGGAGCUCUCGCAACAGUGCAAAAAUCACUUGGCGUCCAAGUCGAACGACUGCGCAGACAACGAAUUCUGUUGCUUUACACGAGAUGCCGAAAAGACCCAAGUAGGAUUGCCCCAGUUGGCGUCAUCACAGAAUGCCUGCUCACCGAAAACUGACCCCUCCGUUACCAACGGAUUCUGCCUCGAGGCCGGUCAGUUGGCGAUGAACUGUCAAGGCCAGAGUUUCGCCAAAUCCGACCAGUGUGGUCAAUCACAGUUUUGCUGUUUCCACCGUACCGAGAACAGCGAAAAAGAAGCCGCACUGCAAAGCGUCCAGUGCACACCAAACAGUGAACCACAGGCGACCGGCACGUGCGUUGAACGAAAUCAGUUGACCGAAAAGUGCGCAAAUUCGAAAUUAUCCAAAUCAAGCAACUGCACAGCCAGUCAGUUUUGUUGCUUCAGCAAUCAACCAGUCAACAUCAAGAUUUCCACCGGUGGAUGCAAACCGUUGACUGACCCCAGCAUCAAUGAUGGCACCUGCGUGGAUGUUUUCCAGCUGUCCGCCCAAUGUGCUGAUAAACGAUUCUCAAAAUCAAAUGACUGCCAAGAUGGGGAAUUUUGCUGUUUUGCUCAAGAACCCGCAGUUGUCGUUAACCGCAACAAGGACGCCACAAAAUGCUCGCCUGUCAUGGAUCCGAGCAAUAAAAAUGGCUGGUGUGCGGAUCAAGACCAGCUGUCAGAUUCCUGCAAAGGAAGCCGAGUGUCCACUUCCAGUGACUGCGCACCAGACCAGUUUUGCUGCUUUUCUAACGGACGACCACUGCAAAUCCUGCUGCCACCACUUGCAGCCCAUCCACUGAGCCGGGAAUUACCAAUGGAAACUGCGUCAACAAAGACUUGCUACCCACUCAGUGCAACGGCAUGA
This is a messenger RNA of Paramacrobiotus metropolitanus, 9079 nucleotides long. RefSeq names its product mucin-5AC-like. NCBI's taxonomy places the organism in Eukaryota, Metazoa, Tardigrada, Eutardigrada, Parachela, Macrobiotidae. The transcript is spliced from 10 exons. The record is from RefSeq and is a predicted model, not a curated record. The coding region runs from base 275 to 9079 and encodes 2934 amino acids.